CAACAGAUAUGAUGGAAAUAAAACCAAAUAUUCAUAUAAGAAGCACUAUGCAACAACACAAGGAGCAGGUGGUCUUUAAAUCAACUGGCUUACUGCCUAAUAGACUCACAGAGGAUACGUCUAUUGUCCAUUGUCUGUUUCUUGAUUAACUUUAUCCAAGGAGAUUGCUGCAUAACAAUUCACCAUCAUAAAUGGACGAUGAGAAGAAGAAGGACUCAUUACGAACAUCUGUGGAAAUAAAAUGCCGGGAGGAUAUAAUAAACUUACCUCACAUUGCAACACUGCGAGAUCUUAAGUCACAAUGGAAUAUAGAGAGCGACAGUCCACUACAAACUAGAGAGGACUACAUCAGACUGUUGUUGAGAGUGUACGAUCAAAGUCAUGAAAGAAUACAAAAGGCACUACCAGAUCCAAACGCUGGACUUAUGGAAGCUCUUCAGAUGGACUCACGCAACAGAGCUAAGCUACAGGAGAUGUAUGACGAAAUCCUAGGAUUUUACAAUUCCCUCCCUCCGCAGUACCAAGACAAUCUGAACACCGCUAUUCCCGACAUAGUGAAUUCAAUUGCAAAACGAAGGUGUGAACUUGAUUCAGGAGAACUAAUCAUCAUGGUUGCAGGAGACACUGGGGCAGGGAAAUCAAGCUUCAUUAACCUUUUGUUAGACAUAGACAUACUCCCUGUGCACGCUAUUGAAACAACGCAGACAAUUUGUGAGCUACGAAAGUCCAAGAAUGAGGAAAAGGAAGCCGUUUUUCACUACAAGAGUGGGUUCAGGAGGGAGGGCUUGGCCAAAAAUAUCAUUAAUCUGGAUUGCGCUGAAAAUAUAGAAGAACUGAAAACAAAGAUCAAAGACAGAGACCAGUAUGAACGCAUUGAAAUAUACAUGCCAUUCAAAAUGUUACAGGAAGGCGUUGUGAUCGUAGAUAGUCCCGGAUUUGGAGAACAUGGAAAGAAUUGUGGACUAGUGGAGCGUUAUUUAUCCCGUGCCUGUGGAAUCAUUUACGUGAUCAAUACAGCAUCGGCCGGGGGUGUUGAUUCUGGAAGGAUCAAAGACUUUCUUCAUUUACUUAUAAAUUCCACUGAAGAUCAUCCUUCUGCUACAAUUUUCAUUGGAAACAAAAUUGACUCAGUUGAUGCAAGAGAUCGAGAUGAGGUUAAAGGCACGACAUAUCACAAACUCAAGCAAUGUUUCCCUAGUUUGAAGGAUAACAACAUUUUCUUCAUGUCCGUAACUGAGGCUUUACAAAGUGUUUCCUAUGAUACUUGGACAAAGGAUCAUGAGAACAUGAUACACGGAAUACAAAAACUGUUUCCAGCUAGUCUGAGGAAUAGACUGAGAAGCCAUUACAAAUUUCAGAUACAAACAUUAAAAGAUAUAAUUGUACCUGUUCAGGAUUCACACAAUUUAGCCUUAGCAGGACGAAAUAAAAAUAUUACCACAAUGAAGGAUGUCGAACGUAGAAUGAAUAUUCUUGAGCAAAAUGCAAAAUCAACCAUUCAAAUUUUAAAGAAAAUUAUAAGAGAUGAAGAGGAUCGACUAUAUGGAGAUGUAGUUUCUUAUCUUCGAAGCAGAACAUUCACUGAAACUGUCUUUGCUAUUGAAGAAAGCGAAAGUGCAAUACAAACUAAAGAUUGGAAAAAAGUGGUACAAGAUGCUAAUGUAAUCAUAGGUUAUAGGAUAACAGAAGAAAUAAAUAAGUGGGAAAAAGCAGAUAGACGUACCCAUGGAAUAAAAACAUUGAUAAUGGACAAGUUGGAAAAAGAUUGCCUGGUAUGCGAAAAACAGCUAAAAGAGAUUGAAAGUGCAUUUUUUGGCGUUAAAGAUCUGCAAAGGUCCAUGAGAAAACAAGCACCAGUGAGAGAAAUUUGGACAAAAGCUAAAGAAAACCAAAAACAUGAAGACAACAUUAACAGUUUGGGUACCAUGGUAAGAAGUGCGGGGGUUUUGUGCACCAAAAACAAACGUGUUAAAGAGAUAUGUAAAGGAUACUAUUCGUCAAAAAGCCCACAACAAGACAUGCAGACCAUGAUUGCUAUAUAUAUUGAAAACAUUUUUGAUGGAAAUGACCUUAGAAUUAACAUUAAUAAGUUCAUGAGCAGAUUUACAAAAGGUGUGGAUAUUAUUGAAAGAAAAAUUCCUGAAUUCCUCACCGAGGACGCCAGAUUGAUUCGAAAUAGACAGGAAAAUAUUUCUGAAGCUGAACACAAUCUAAACAUUUCUUCAAAGAUUCUCCACCAAGGAAAACAAUUGCAGGGAAAACUCGGUGUUUUCUGUGUUCACAAUAUCAUAGAACCGGACUUCAGUCUUGGAGACAUAAGUUACAACCGAUCUGAAGAUUUGAUAGGAAGUGGGUCAUUUGCUAAUGUUUACAGAGCGACACUUGUCUGCUACGAACCACCUCUGACUGUAGCCUUAAAAAUCAGGAGAUGUUACUUGCAGGAAAAUAAUGUGUUUGACGUUCUUCUAGAGGAUCAAACAAUGAGAGGGUUAAAUCAUAGAAAUAUUGCUCAUUACUAUGGAGCUACUGUUCGAGAAGAGAAGGUCGGGGAAAGCAAUGUUAUUUUUUGGAUUAUGGUUUUAGAGCAUUGUACGAGCAACUUGCACGAAAAAAUUAUGAAUGAAAAUAACGUUAAUCCUGCCAAAAUAGGAAAUAAAUCCUCCAAUCACGUGGAACAGAUGAAAGAUAUGGCAAAUAUGGUAAUUGAGAUAUGUGAUGGUCUACGAUACAUUUAUGACAAGAACAUGGUUCAUGGGAAUCUUAAGCCUGCAAAUAUUCUUAUAUCCAAAAAUACAAAUAACAAAGACAUAGUAAAACUAUCAGAUGUCAGACUGACUAAUUCUUUCAUGGAUAUCGGCAAUCCAACCAUGAAUUUGGGAGUCUACACUGCGCCCGAAGUUCUCCUCCAAACAGAAACUCACAACCAGAAAUCGGACAUCUAUAGCUUGGCCAUAGUCAUGUGGGAGAUGUGGUAUGGUAUUGAUGCAGCAGAUCACGUAAAAUCGAUCUCGCAGGGAACAUUAGACAGUGCCUUAAAAGAGGGACUGCGUCCUUCUUUGUCUCUGGAACACAAACCGCCCGCUGAUUGGAUAUCUUUGAUCGAGAACUGCUGGGAACUUGAUCCAAACAAGCGAUUAGAAGUUGACGCCGUCAAGACAUUCUUUGAUAGCUUUCUCAAUCACGAAAUUUAAUUUUCAUUUUUUUUUACUAAAUGAUUUUUAUAAAAUUAAAUAAGAUAAAGUAUCUAAAUCAUAUACUUUGUGUUCUUUUCUAAAUUUAAGCGGGCCAAUUUUCGUGGUUUGUUGGUUUUUUAAUUAUCUGUAGGAAUGACAUUUAGUUGUAACUGUGUUUUCAUACUAGAUCAACACAUAUAUACUGCUAUAGAUUACAUGUAUAUGCACAUCUCGGUGGCAAUUUUUUUUGGGCUAAGGUGGGAUUGUAUCUAAGAGACAAAAUAUCAGCUGUUGCAAGCUAUAUAGUCAUACUCAAUGAAUAUCACAGCCUCAAUUAUUCAUUAUGAUUUGCAAGUAUCAUGGGCACAUUAAAUAAUUUAAAUCACAAGUCGUUAUACUCGCACAUCAUAUAGUUUACGAACAUUUAGGUUUUGUAUUGUAAAUACACCGUGUGCAUUGCUUAAACAUUCUGAACAUAAAUCAGCAGGGGGAGUGAAAUAUAAAAGAUU
Messenger RNA from Magallana angulata, 3682 nucleotides. RefSeq lists its product as uncharacterized. The transcript has 10 exons. Gene Ontology annotation, molecular function: protein kinase activity; ATP binding. The coding region runs from base 192 to 3191 and encodes 999 amino acids. Lineage: Eukaryota; Metazoa; Mollusca; Bivalvia; Ostreida; Ostreidae. Gene Ontology annotation, biological process: protein phosphorylation. The record is from RefSeq and is a predicted model, not a curated record.